Messenger RNA from Periconia digitata, 387 nucleotides. Lineage: Eukaryota; Fungi; Ascomycota; Dothideomycetes; Pleosporales; Periconiaceae. The record is from the annotation of a GenBank genome assembly.
AUGAUCAAUACCGUAGCGCAAGGACCUGCUUCUCGUGCCAACUUCAACUCCUCAGUCGUCGUCCUCGCUGCAGCCGAUAGCCGGGCCUCCGGGGCCUCUCUUCUCCCUGCUGUUUGGGGUGUGCAAUCGAGCGAGUCGUAAAUCCGUGACAGGUAAUCAAUUGCACAAGCAAGGCCUGCAAAUUUCCCCAACGCAUCACGAACAACAACGCUCUGAAUCUCUGCAACAUAAUCCUGGUGCCGCGUAUAGCUACGUACAGAUCACUUUGACAAUUAUCUUCUGGUCUUGAUCACUACGCAACUUGAUACACAUCUCAUCCCCAUUUAUCGACCGAGCCAUUGGAAAACCUCCCAUUAAAGCAGUUGAGUUACCUUUUUCCCAAGCAAA